UUCAUAUAUCUCUGGCCCAUUGUCUACCUCCCAUAAACCAAAGCCACCUCCCACAUGACACUUCCAGCCCACAGUUUCAACACCAGCAGUUUCGAGUGAAGCAUAAUGUCGUCGAUGUCCAACGAGCUUCUUUCGGUGCUGGAUUACUACCUCGGAUCCGAAGCAAUUGCCUUUGACGAGGCGAAAUGUGAUCAGUUACGAGCAAAGAUGUCAGAGAUCCGGUUUGAUGAUACGACGAGAGCGGUAAUUGGAAGUACUCCAGAAGUAUGGAGGGCUUUGAGCACAAAUCUACGAAUGCUGCGCAAUAUCAAAGCGACCUCUACCGCCGACAAAGAGCGCACAACAUUCUUGAUCCGGACAGUGAUCUCUCUCGUCAUGAAUCUUCUUGCGGGCGGAGAAGAUGUGCAAAAACAAGCCAUGCUCUACGUGAAAUCAGAACUUUUUGAUACUUUGGACGACGAGAAUGUGAUUGAAUCCGGACUUGCGGUUCACAGCGUGCGCGCGCUGGUGAAUCUAGGCGCUGCUAACAACGCAGUCAAAGAUGAACUCUGGCCCGAUUUCCUUUCGCGAUUUACCCCAGAGUCUAUAGAUCGCAUCUGCGCAUCUUUCAAUCAUGAGGGCUACUCUGCUCUUUUGAUCUUUGUGGUCGGAUGUGUGGGAACGGCUGAAGAACGAGCCUCUAUAUUCAUGAAGUCUCCCGGCGGCCGCAGAAUCUACCUGAAAUUUAUCGAGCACGUCGACUCGUGGAUGCAAAGCACCGGCGAUCAAAAUUUCGACCUGAUGUACAAAAUCACUCAAAGCCUCAUCCAAGGUGGAUACUUCCCCGACAUCUACUCGUUGUGCAGUGAUCCGAUCGAGCAGCCGUCAGGCAACCAGCUCGUGGCCAUGAAACUGCUAGAUGGAUACUUGUCGUCUCCCAAGACUGUUACUGCGAUCAACUGUAUCGAAUUAGCGCAAUUUCUUUACAAAGACACGUUUGUCGAGCUAGGAAAACCGCUCGCAAUACAAAUCAUGUCUAAAAAGAUCGAUAACCCACAUAGCGAACGAGUCGCUUCAUUUCUGACAGUAUCGGUUGAAUGCAUGACAAGCCUGACUUCCAUAUCCCAAGAGAUUCGAAACCUAUUCAUCGAACUCGGCUGUAUCCCCGAGCUAAUCGACCUGCUCAGACGGGCAGACGAGCUCAUUCCGCGGAAAACACUCAAGACUCAGCAAGCAAGCGAGCAGUCUACUUCGAAGGCAUACGAGUUUCCGGACUUGAAGCGGCAAAUCGUCGGCCUGCUUUCGUAUCUUGUCGAAGGAAAUCGAGUGGCGCAGGAUCAGAUUCGAACGAGCGGGGGGCUUCCUGUUGUUUUGUCGCAGUGUAAUAUCGACGACAAUAAUCCAUUUAUUCGCGAGUACGCGAUUCUUUUGAUCAAAAACCUGCUGGCAGAUAACCAAGAGAAUCAAGACUUUGUCGCGAGUUUAGAGGCCCGUGAGGCAGUUACCUCGGAUGCCUUGCAUGAGGCAGGCUACGAGACUUCGAUUAUAGACGGCAAAGUGUCUCUCCGGAAGAGGUGAUUUGACUAUGGCUAGCGUGUGAGAAAUUGAUGCAUUUAGCUGAGUGGAUUAAUGUAGUCAUGUAUAGGCUUUGAAGAAUAAUGGUAUUCAUGAUGUAAUCAACCACUACUCGGUAUAAAUCAGACCCCAAUAGCAACUGCCAUCUUUCCAAACAGUCCAUUCCUAACAACACAGAGCAUCUCAAUUUCAAAUCCUAGCUCCCGUACGAAAUCAUCGCUUGACUGUGGGUAACCAUGCAUAACUAAUCAAAGAACGAAUCACUGCUGAACGACUCCCUCAACCGAAUGCACCGACGGACGGUUCCAUGUUCGGAUGUGGCCGUCGUGGCAUGUGAUUAUUAGACAGUCCUCUCUGAAAUGGAGGCUCGUGAGCGGAUCAGGGUCGACUUGCUUGGACUAGAUUUUAAAUGUCGAUCAGUAUCAAAGAAAUUUAAAUGGAGAUGACAAAAGUAACGUAAAGGGGG
Messenger RNA from Myxozyma melibiosi, 2020 nucleotides. RefSeq names its product spinocerebellar ataxia type 10 protein domain-containing protein. NCBI's taxonomy places the organism in Eukaryota, Fungi, Ascomycota, Lipomycetes, Lipomycetales, Lipomycetaceae. The record is from RefSeq and is a predicted model, not a curated record. The transcript is spliced from 6 exons. Gene Ontology annotation, cellular component: cytosol. Bases 106 to 1557 code for a protein of 483 amino acids.